ACGCCACUGACUUGUGGGUCCCACACGUCAGCCAGGUCACCGCGAGGUUUAUCUCCAAUCCCCUCCCGCCGCCGCCGCCGCCGCCACCAUCGCCGGCGAGGCAGAGCAAGCACGCGAGAUCCCACCAUGGCAUCGUCGUCGUCGUCGGCGUCGGCCGUAGCCGAGGUGGAUGCCACGAAGAAGGAGGCGGAGGCGGAGCAGCAGGAGCAGGUGGUGAACCCGUGGGAGGUGUCGGCGGGGAAGGGCGGGAUCGACUACGACAAGCUGGUCGACCAGUUCGGCUGCCAGCGCCUCGACGACGCGCUCGUCGCCCGCGUCGCGCGCCUCACCGCCCGCCCGCCGCACCGCUUCCUCCGCCGCGGCCUCUUCUUCGCCCACCGGGAUUUGAACGAGAUACUUGAUCUGUAUGAGCGAGGGGAGAAGUUCUACCUCUACACGGGGAGGGGGCCCUCGUCGGAGGCGCUUCACCUCGGCCAUCUCAUCCCCUUCAUGUUCACUAAAUAUUUGCAGGAUGCUUUCAAGGUGCCUCUAGUGAUACAGCUAACUGAUGAUGAGAAGUUCUUAUGGAAGAACUUGACUGUUGAGGAAACUAAAAGGCUUGCCCGUGAAAAUGCGAAAGACAUCAUAGCAUGUGGAUUCGAUAUUGAAAGGACUUUCAUUUUCUCUGAUUUUAAUUAUGUUGGAGGUGCUUUUUAUCAAAACAUGGUUAAAGUUGCCAAACGGGUGACGUUAAAUCAGGCUACUGGAAUAUUUGGAUUCAGCCCAGAGGAUCAUAUAGGAAAGAUUAGUUUUCCUCCCGUGCAAGCUGUUCCAUCAUUCCCUUCUUCAUUCCCCCAUCUCUUCUCUGGCAAUGACCAACUACGGUGCUUGAUCCCAUGUGCAAUAGACCAGGAUCCUUAUUUCAGGAUGACCCGUGACGUUGCUCCAAAACUUGGUUACCAGAAACCAUCACUAAUUGAAUCGAGAUUUUUCCCUGCUCUUCAGGGGGAGAACACGAAAAUGUCUGCCAGUGAUCCAAAUUCUGCAAUAUAUGUAACAGACAGUGCUAAAGAAAUAAAGACAAAGGUGAGUAAAUAUGCCUUCUCAGGUGGCCAGGACUCGAUUGAGCUCCAUAGAAAACUUGGAGCUAACCUUGAUGUGGAUGUUCCAAUUAAGUAUCUAAACUUCUUCCUUGAAGAUGAUGAUGAGCUUGAGCAUGUAAAGAAGGAGUACAAGGAAGGAAGGAUGCUGACCGGUGAAGUGAAGCAGCGCCUUAUUGCGGUUCUAUCCGAACUGGUUGCAAGACAUCAAAGAGCUAGAGCCCAAGUGACUGAGGAGAUGGUUGAUGCAUUCAUGGCAGUGAGACCCCUCCCCAAUAUGUUUGGCUGAGUCUGAUGCGAAAAACGGCAUGGAGAUAUCUGGAAGCAGCAUUCGUGUGUUCCAUGAUUUAUUUUUAGGCUGGCCACCUAUCGUAUAUUGGUGGUACACUUGAUUUUGCAAAUCAGUACAGGAUAAGUUUUAUCUUAAAGCCUGCUUCAUC
Molecule: messenger RNA, 1519 nt
Organism: Oryza brachyantha (malo sina)
Lineage: Eukaryota; Viridiplantae; Streptophyta; Magnoliopsida; Poales; Poaceae
Product: tryptophan--tRNA ligase, cytoplasmic
Exons: 11
Coding region: 127-1368 (413 amino acids)
Biological process (GO): tryptophanyl-tRNA aminoacylation
Cellular component (GO): cytoplasm
Molecular function (GO): ATP binding; tryptophan-tRNA ligase activity
Source: RefSeq, a predicted model, not a curated record